This is a messenger RNA of Rhinolophus ferrumequinum (greater horseshoe bat), 3274 nucleotides long. It is a transcript of the gene NSUN2, whose product is annotated as NOP2/Sun RNA methyltransferase 2. Gene Ontology annotation, biological process: tRNA methylation. Bases 338 to 2608 code for a protein of 756 amino acids. The record is from RefSeq and is a predicted model, not a curated record. The transcript is spliced from 19 exons. Lineage: Eukaryota; Metazoa; Chordata; Mammalia; Chiroptera; Rhinolophidae. Gene Ontology annotation, cellular component: cytoplasm; nucleus. Gene Ontology annotation, molecular function: tRNA (cytidine-N5)-methyltransferase activity; tRNA binding.
CCGGCCCGCCGCGCCCUCGGCGCCGUGCGCACGCGCGACUUCGAGCUGUCCGCACUGCUGCCUGAGGUCGCGCGGAAACGCUGAGACUCGGCGCGGAGACGCUUUUGGGGCUGCGCCGUGGAGCCACUUUCCCACUCCGGCUGUCAGCGCAUGCCCUCGCUCGUUGUUUUCGGCCAGUACGGGUGGCGGCGCUUUUGGCUUCCUUCUUGAAGGUGCCUGCAGGCCCGGGAGUAGCGCAGGCGCAGACCCGCCGGGGCCUCGAGCUGCAGCCCGGAAGUGCGCGCGGCCGGCUCUGGCGGCUCGGUGUGUGCGGGCGGUGUGCACGGCCACGUGGGCCAUGGGGCGGCGGGCGCGGAGCCGGCGGCUCCAGCAGCAGCAGCAGCGGCAGCGGCCGGAGGGGGCGGCGGACGGCGCCGCAGGCGGCGGGAAGGGCAACGGGGCGGGCUGGGAAGGCGGGUACCCCGAGAUCGUGAAGGAGAACAAGCUCUUCGAGCGCUUCUACCAGGAGCUGAAGAUCGUGCCCGAGGGCGAGUGGGACCAGUUCAUGGAAGCGCUCAGGGAGCCCCUCCCGGCCACGUUAAGAAUUACUGGUUACAAAAGCCACGCCAAAGAGAUUCUCCACUGCUUAAAGAACAAGUAUUUCAAGGAAUUGGAGGACCUAGAGGUGGAUGGUCAGAAAGUUGAAGUCCCACAACCCCUGAGUUGGUAUCCUGAAGAACUUGCCUGGCACACAAAUUUAAGUCGAAAAAUCUUGCGAAAGUCUCCGCAGUUGGAAAAGUUUCACCAGUUUCUGGUUAGCGAAACCGAAUCUGGGAAUAUCAGUCGUCAAGAAGCCGUUAGUAUGGUCCCACCGCUGUUACUCAACGCCCAGCCUCACCAUAAGAUCUUAGAUAUGUGUGCAGCUCCUGGAUCCAAGACCGCACAGUUGAUUGAAAUGCUGCAUGCCGACAUGAGCGUUCCUUUUCCAGAGGGAUUUGUCAUCGCAAAUGACGUGGACAACAAGCGCUGCUAUCUGCUCGUGCAUCAGGCCAAGAGGCUGAGCAGCCCGUGCAUCAUGGUGGUGAACCACGACGCGGCCAGCAUCCCGAGGCUCAGCAUCGAGGUCAACGGGAGGAAGGAGGUCCUCUUCUACGAUCGCAUCCUAUGUGACGUCCCUUGCAGUGGAGAUGGCACCAUGAGGAAAAACAUUGAUGUCUGGAGGAAGUGGACCCCCUUACACAGCUUACAGCUGCAUGGCUUACAGCUGCGGAUUGCAACGCGGGGCGCAGAACAGCUCGUGGAAGGCGGGAGGAUGGUGUAUUCUACGUGUUCCCUGAACCCCAUUGAAGAUGAAGCGGUCAUAGCAUCUUUACUGGAGAAGAGUGAGGGUGCAUUGGAGCUGGCUGACGUGUCGUGUGAACUGCCAGGACUGAAGUGGAUGCCUGGACUCAGACACUGGAAGGUCAUGACAAAAGACGGACAUUGGUUUGCAGAGUGGGAUGAGGUUCCUCACAGCAGACAUACGCAGAUUCGGCCGACCAUGUUCCCCCCCAAGGACCCGGAAAAGUUACAGGCCAUGCACCUGGAGCGGUGUCUUAGAAUAUUACCACAUCAUCAAAAUACUGGAGGGUUCUUUGUGGCCGUGUUAGUGAAAAAGUCUUCAAUGCCAUGGAAUAAACGUGCACCAAAGCUGCAGGGGGUCGCCACGGAACCGAGAGCGCCUGUGCAUCCCAGCCCUGCGGGGCCCUCCGAGCUGGACAGCAAACCCGUCCCUGGAAUGGGCGCCGCAGAGACAACUGAGACAUCUGAGGGCUUAGAGAGUAAUGGAAACAAGAAAGACGGCGUGUGUGGCCCUCCGCCAUCGAAGAAGAUGAAGUUGUUCGGAUUUAAAGAAGACCCGUUUGUGUUUAUUCCUGAAGACGACCCGUUAUUUCCACCUAUCCAGAAGUUUUAUGCUCUGGACCCUUCCUUCCCGAGGACGAAUUUGCUAACUCGAACCACAGAAGGGAAGAAAAGGCAACUCUACAUGGUCUCCAAGGAGCUGAGGAACGUGCUGCUGAACAACAGCGAGAGGAUGAAGGUUAUUAACACCGGGAUAAAAGUCUGGUGUCGGAAUAACGGCGGGGAAGAGUUUGAUUGUGCUUUCCGGUUAGCACAGGAGGGAAUAUAUACGUUGUAUCCGUUCAUUAAUUCAAGAAUCAUUACCGUACCAUUGGAAGAUGUUAAAAUUCUAUUAACCCAGGAAAAUCCAUUUUUUAGAAAACUUAGCAAUGAGACGUAUGGCCAAGCCAAGGACAUGGCCAAAGGGAGCGUCGUCCUGAAGUACGAGCCGGACCCUGCGAAACCAGAUACCCUGCAGUGUCCCAUUGUGUUAUGUGGAUGGCGGGGAAAGGCCUCCAUUCGGACUUUUGUGCCCAAGAAUGAGCGGCUUCAUUAUCUCCGGAUGAUGGGGCUAGAGGUGUUGGCGGAGAAGAAGAAAGAAGAUACCGAUCUGACAAAUGAGGGUGCGGCCGGCUCUGCGCCCCCGGAGGACGAGGGGAGUGCCGAGCAGGAGCAGGCUGCAGAGCCGGCUGCCAGUCCAGAUGCCAGCACAGGCAGCAGCCCGGCGGGGGCCGCCCCGCCCCGGUGAGCAGGCCCAGACAGGCCUGGGGCGGGACUCUGCACAGGCCCUGCCGUGGGGCGCACCCACACCCCGAACGCCUGACCCGGGACGAUGGGAGACUGGCAGAGUGAUGGACGCAUCCACGAGGGAUCUCGGUACUGCUUUCAUAGGGAGCGGAAGAAAAGGAUUGUUCUCGCGUGUUAGGAGUCGCUCAUUUCCUUUGUUCUUUGGCGAAGCCGGGCCGGCGUGCCUGGUGUAGGCCGUGGACUUUCACAGUUGAAGUCUUAACUUCCAUCGAGAAAUGCAGCUGCCCUUGCAGAAAGUUUCAGGUCCCUUCUGUUACGCCUACAUUGGUGUUAAAGUCCAGUUUUUGUUUUCAUUAUUAUUUAUAGAAAGAAUCUAUAUCUCCUUACGAGUCCUUGGGAAACUGUACGGGCAGCUUAAUAAUCGCGUGUUAAGUUGCACAUUAGCGGUGCGACAUUCGAAUGCAGUGGGGUUAACAUCUGAGGUCUCAGGUGGCUUCUGUGCCUUUGUAAUAAAGGGUAAAAGAAACGUCAGAGUAAGACAAACUGUAUUGUGACCCGUGCACUCAUGAGGGUUUUAUGUGCUUUUAUUGAAUGGAGUGCUUUGCAAUUUUAAUUUUUAAAUAGGGUUUGGGAUCCUUGGAACACUUAAGUAAAGAGUUACUAAUGA